Dipodomys ordii (Ord's kangaroo rat) is the source of this 2124-nucleotide messenger RNA. RefSeq names its product junctophilin 3 (gene Jph3). Gene Ontology annotation, cellular component: endoplasmic reticulum membrane; plasma membrane; junctional membrane complex. Lineage: Eukaryota; Metazoa; Chordata; Mammalia; Rodentia; Heteromyidae. The transcript is spliced from 7 exons. Gene Ontology annotation, biological process: regulation of synaptic plasticity. The record is from RefSeq and is a predicted model, not a curated record. The coding region runs from base 1 to 2124 and encodes 707 amino acids.
AUGGGUAAUGGCCUCCAGGUGGCACAGGGGCCUCUACGACCAGCAUUCAGAGAGCAAGAUGGCCACGGCGAGCCCGGAGGAGAGGCAUGGAGCCUGGACCUCAGCAGGGCGCACGGCCACGGCGUCUGCACCGGCCCCAGCGGCCAGGGCGAGUACACCGGCUCGUGGAGCCGCGGCUUCGAGGCGCUGGGCGUCUACACCUGGCCCAGCGGCAACACGUACCAGGGCACCUGGGCGCAGGGCAAGCGCCACGGCGUCGGCCUGGAGAGCAAGGGGAAGUGGCUGUACAAGGGCGAGUGGACGCACGGGUUCAAGGGGCGCUACGGGGUGCGGGAGUGCGCGGGCAGCGGGGCCAAGUACGAGGGCACCUGGAGCAACGGCCUGCAGGACGGCUACGGCACCGAGCCCUUUGCCUCCCCAGGGACAUACCAGGGCCAGUGGGCCGGUGGCAUGCGGCAGGGCUAUGGGGUGCGUCAGAGCGUCCCCUAUGGCAUGGCGGCGGUCAUCCGCUCGCCCCUGAGGACGUCCAUCAACUCCCUGCGCAGUGAGCACACCAACGGCGCGGCGCUGCACCCCGACGCCUCCCCCGCCGUGGCCGGCAGCCCCGCCGUGUCGCGGGGCGGCUUCGUGCUGGUGGCGCACAGCGACUCGGAGAUCCUGAAGAGCAAGAAGAAGGGGCUGUUCCGGCGCUCGCUGCUGAGCGGGCUGAAGCUGCGCAAGUCGGAGUCCAAGAGCAGCCUGGCCAGCCAGCGCAGCAAGCAGAGCUCCUUCCGCAGCGAGGCCGGCAUGAGCACCGUCAGCUCCACCGCCAGCGACAUCCACUCCACCAUCAGCCUGGGCGAGGCGGAGGCGGAGCUGGCCGCCAUCGAGGACGACAUCGACGCCACCACCACCGAGACCUACGUGGGCGAGUGGAAGAACGACAAGCGGGCGGGCUUCGGCGUGAGCCAGCGCUCCGACGGGCUCAAGUACGAGGGCGAGUGGGCCAGCAACCGGCGGCACGGCUACGGCUGCAUGACCUUCCCCGACGGCACCAAGGAGGAGGGCAAGUACAAGCAGAACGUGCUGGUGAGCGGCAAGCGCAAGAACCUCAUCCCACUGCGGGCCAGCAAGAUCCGGGAGAAGGUGGACCGGGCCGUGGAGGCCGCCGGCCGGGCCGCCACCAUUGCCAGGCAGAAGGCCGAGAUCGCCGCUUCCAGGACCUCCCACUCGCGGGCCAAGGCGGAGGCGGCUCUUGCAGCGGCCCGGAAGGCGCAGGAGGAAGCCCGGAUCGCCAGGGUCACUGCCAAGGAGUUCUCGCCGUCCUUCCAGCACAGAGAGAACGGGCUGGAGUACCAGAGGCGGAAGCACCAGGUCUCCUGCGAGGACCUCGAGGGACUGUCCGCGGGGACACCCCUGCCGCAGGAGAGCCCCGAGCUGUACCGCAAGGGCACCACCCCCUCCGACCUCACCCCCGACGACAGCCCCCUGCACAGCCCCCCCGCCAGCCCCGCCGCCAGCCCUCCGCCCGCGCCCGCCGCCAGGAACAAGGCUCACUUCUCCCGGCAGGUCUCGGUGGACGAGGAGCGGGGCGGCGACAUCCAGAUGCUGCUGGAGGGCCGGGCCGGGGAGCCCCGGCGGCCCGAGCCGCCCCCCACGCUCUCGUGGACUUCCCCCUGCCCGGGGGGCGCCAAGCGGCCCGAGCCCGAGGAGGAGCAGCUGAGCAACUACAAGCUGGAGAUGAAGCCCCUGCUGCGGAUGGACGCCUGUCCGCAGGAGGCGCACCCCCAGAGGCGGCGCCACAGCCGGGGGGCUGGGGGCGACCGGCGGCCGGAGGACCGGGCCUUCGGGCUGCAGAGACUGAGGCCCAAGCCCCAGAAUAAGGAGAACUUGCGGCCGGCCUCCACGGAGCCCACGGUGCAGAAGCUGGAGAGCCUGCGGCUGGGGGAGCGGCCCGAGCCCCGGCUCCUGCGCUGGGACCUGACCUUCUCCCCGCCCCAGAAAUCCCUGCCUGUCGCGCUCGAGUCUGACGAGGAGAACGGGGACGAGCUCAAGUCCAGCACGGGCUCAGCUCCCAUUCUUGUCGUCAUGGUGAUCCUGCUCAACAUCGGAGUCGCCAUUUUGUUUAUUAACUUUUUCAUCUGA